This is a messenger RNA of Geosmithia morbida, 1641 nucleotides long. Its product is annotated as platelet-activating factor acetylhydrolase. Bases 1 to 1641 code for a protein of 546 amino acids. Lineage: Eukaryota; Fungi; Ascomycota; Sordariomycetes; Hypocreales; Bionectriaceae. The record is from RefSeq and is a predicted model, not a curated record. Gene Ontology annotation, molecular function: 1-alkyl-2-acetylglycerophosphocholine esterase activity. The transcript is spliced from 3 exons.
AUGGCGUCGACCUCCAAGUCGUCGGCCAAGAUGUCCCAGUACUUCUCUAGGCUGAACCCCGUCCCAACCUUUCCCGAAUACACAGGCCCGUACAAAGUCGGAACCGUCGACGUUGAGAUUCCCGUUGACGAUCUCUCCUCCCCGAGCGUACCCCCCGACAACGCUGCCGACAUCUCGACCAUCCAGUUCCGUGUCUUCUACCCAGCCGUUGACGAGUCGUGCGAAAAGCGUAUAUGGUGGCUUCCGAACCCCCAGAGACACCAUGUGUCGGCGUACACUAGGUUUGUCGGCGUUGGAAACACAUUGGCUGAGGUUCUUUCUUUCUUCCCUCGCCAUCUCAACUACACGUCGAUUCCGGCCCAUAAGAACGCGACGAUGCGAGAACCAAACACUGAGAACCAGCGCUGGCCUACCAUGAUUUUCUCCCAUGGCCUGGGAGGCUCGCGCAAUUCAUACUCAUACAUUGCCGGCUCGCUAGCGUCGCACGGCGUCGUCGUCGUAUGCCCCGAGCACCGCGACGGCAGCGCUGUCACAUCCUUCAUCCGCACUCCCGGGAAGGACGUCUCGUCAUGGCGCUCUUCUGUUGGGCCGCGUCGUAUUGUAUCCUACACGAAGAUCUCGCAUGAUUUCUCCCCCGAUAUUUACGAGGCACGCGAAGCUCAGCUGCGCAUCAGGCUCUGGGAGAUGGGACUUGUGCACGAAGCUGUCCAGGCCAUGGACCGUGGCACCGAGUUCCGCAACCUCAACGUGACCACCCCCAGCCUUGGCCAGUUUGCUAGCCGUUUGAAUGUCCACGAGCCCGGGAGCAUCAUAUUUGCCGGUCAUAGCUUCGGCGCCGCCACCAUAAACCAGUUCCUCAAAAGCACGUACUAUGCCGACGAUGCCGACGUAGCCAACAUGGAGAAACCGCUUUUCGUUCCCGCCGAGGGAUCCGAGAUUCGUAGGCAGAUCACCGCCAGGACGGUGACCAUGCUUCUGGACAUGUGGUGCAUGCCCCUCAUGGCGCCUAACUCGAAGCCCCUGUUCAACCUGCCGCUGCCCGCCUACGACGACGUGCCCUCGGCGGCCGGUGGUACCGCGCUGCUGCUGGUGGAGUCCGAAUCUUUCUACAAGUGGUCCGACCACCUCCAGCUGUCGGCGCGGCUGCUCUCGCCCGACCCGAGCGCCGAGCGGGUACUCCCCAUGGUGUACGAGCGCCCCAGUGGCGUCAAGCAGGCCGAGCCCAACUUCUUCUACGUCCUGCAGCUCCUGCGCGUCAACGGCAUCCCUGUCGCCCGCACCUACGCCGGUGACCUCGUCGACGGUACCCACUUCGAUAAGCUCGAGCUGUCGAAGAAAGAAGAGGAAAAUACCCACGCCGUUGACGGCCUCGACGAUGACGAAGCCAUCUUUGAUCGCAGCGGCAGCAACAUUGUCGACCACUGGCACUGGAUCAACACCAUCGGCCUCGGUCAGCCCACUGACGAGGAGGGCAAUAACAAAGGCAAGUCGGUCGUCGAGGGCGCCGAAGACACGGAGUGGGAGAUCAAGGGGGAGCUUGGGCCCAGCGACGAUGCUGCGCAGACUACCUGUGAGGGUCACAUUGCCAAAUCUGUCUCUCCCGCUUCCCGGACUAUCCAGUCAGUAGCCCAGACAGUUUGA